AUGGAUAAGGAAGAAUUUAACAAAAUUCUGAUUGAUGAAUUAAAAUUACUUUUCUUAAAAACAAGAAGCCCUUCAUACGAUUUCUUAGAAAUAUUAUUAAAAUCAAUAAAUCCUGCAAUGAACUAUAGUCAAAUUGAAGAAUACAUCAAAAUUUGCAAGGGAAAAUUUUCAGAUUUUAGGUAUAAUUACAAAAAAGAAAUUUUAAAUAAAGCGCGAAAUCUUGAGGGUUAUUUUAGAAAUAUUAAGUUAGAAGAAUUCGAAAGUUUGUUAAAUGAUAUUAUUACUGAAAAUGAUUGCAGACAGAUUCUUGCUUCACAUCUUUCUUGUGUAUAUAAAGAAUCUUUUGAGGGUAAUGAAGUAUCUUUAAAUGAGCUUACUAAUUUUGUUACAAAAAAAAAAAAAAUGCCACCCAAAAAAUCUAAUCAAAAAAUACUACCUAACGCACAAAACACGUCAAAAGAAUGUGAAAGUAACUCGAAAAGAACUUCAAAUGUCGAAGACGAGGAAACUGUUAAAAAAAGAGGUUCAAAAAAACCACGACCUAAUGCUGCUGAAAAUAGUACCGUAAAAAUUACAGUUCCCGAAGAUCUUGACUAUAGUGUGAGCGAAGAAAGUGAUGUUGGUUUAGAGGAGGAUAAACUUAUUCCACUUAACCCGGAUAACAUUAUUAAUCUGGAAGAAAAAAGUGAGAUUAAAAAAAACAAUAUUAAUUUAGAAUCAUAUAGCGAAUUCCAAAUCGCAAAUUUCGUUGCAGAUCAUCUGUCAAUUUUAAAAUUAGCAAACGUACUUCGUGAUUCAAAAGAAACGCCAGCAGGGAAUUCAGUAAAUGAGUCAUUAAAUAUUCAAAAUGAGAAGAAAACCAUGGACAAAAAUAAAAAGCUUUUUAUUCAAGAAUUGAAGCUGUUGUUCCUUAGAUCAACUUUGACUGAAAUGGCUCGCACUUUUAUUGAUAGUGGUGAAAAGGUAGAAGAUUUUAUUGGAGAUUCGUGGAGAAAUAUUUUGGGCUUGCAUCUUAAAGCCAUUAAUAAAACGAAGUUCGAAGCAAUGAAGGAAGAUCAUAAAAGGCUCCGCAAUUUUGUGCUGGAAUCGUUUAAAGCUGUAGUAGAUUAUGAACAAAAAAAAUCCACAAUAAGUCCUAAAAACGUUAUAAAAGAUACUUUAAACCAUAUUACGAUCAAUAUAAAAGUUCCUUCAUCUUCGGGUCAUGAUAUUGUAAACAAUUUAAAUAUCGAAGAUUUAAUUAAGUAG
Messenger RNA from Rhizophagus irregularis DAOM 181602=DAOM 197198, 1248 nucleotides. NCBI's taxonomy places the organism in Eukaryota, Fungi, Glomeromycota, Glomeromycetes, Glomerales, Glomeraceae. The record is from RefSeq and is a predicted model, not a curated record.